This is a messenger RNA of Clarias gariepinus (North African catfish), 2258 nucleotides long. RefSeq lists its product as uncharacterized. The coding region runs from base 112 to 2100 and encodes 662 amino acids. Lineage: Eukaryota; Metazoa; Chordata; Actinopteri; Siluriformes; Clariidae. The transcript has 13 exons. The record is from RefSeq and is a predicted model, not a curated record.
AUAUCUGGCAGACGAGUACCUCCGGCUCGCAAAAAAGUAAAAGAAAAAAGUGUCUGUGGCCGACUUGCUUAACGACAUCGCUCCCGAGCUGUGCUGUUUAAUAAAAAAGAUAUGGAACGUAGAGCAUUCAAAAGAAAGGCCUCAGAUGUGAGUGAUAUACCAAAUAAAAGGCGCUGCACAAGAAAUGGUGGUGACUUUUUAAUGACAGAGAGGGAGAUGUCUACAUGGCUGUUGGAAGAGAGUUCUUUCUACAUCAAAGCUGGUGCUUCAUUUUGCUCAUACCAGUUUAAAAGAACAUGUGUUCUUGACUCACAUUUGGCUGCACUCCACACCACAUUUGUAAGAUUUCAAAAUGUCAGAUAUCUUUUUAAUUCUGACGAGCCCUUAAAAAAUAUUAUGGCUUUAUUAAAUGGCAAAAAAUAUGUUGAAGCUCGUAUUGCUAGUGCAUGGCAGCUGAAACAUGUUUGGUUUGAUCACAUGUAUAAAGAAAUUGAUUUUUAUGGCAAUAUGCAAGAACAUUCUGAUUUGUUUAAUAAACUGGUAUGUGCUGAAAUGACUUCUGACCAAGAAAUCCCAAAUGAUAGUGUCAUUCAUAAUGAAAUUCUCAGACGUUUCAAUACAUUCAGCCGUAUAAAGGCUUUGGGAGAUCCAGCGGAUCCGGCUCUUAUUCUGGGAUACGGUUUGACAACAGAACCACUGUUGCUAGUUGAAGAUAAGAAAAACAGGAUAUUUCAACUUCAGUUUUUACUGCUUGGAAAAGGAGAGCAUAUGACUAUGUGCUUCCAGUUCUUUUCAAAUAUAUGGCUUCACUAUAAUAAUGACCCAGCAAAGCCUUCUUUCCAGUCUUUUUCCUUGGAUAAAGUUAAAGAUUAUGUGGUUUAUUUGGCUGGAUACAUCAACAUGAGUCAAGCUCUGGAAUAUAAACUUGGCAUUACUGAGACAAGAGGAGGAGGAACAAAGUGUUUUGUUUCAGGUGUAAACCAUCCCAUACAUUUAGACCCAAGACAGUCAGUACAGGAUGUGGAAAUGAAAGAUCUGUCAUCAUACUCCUUCCCUAUUCCUAAGACUAAAGAAGGACUGCGACCACAGCCUUGGGAAUAUAACAGGCUACAUAAUUUACAGAUGCUGAUUGAAGAUCCUUUUCCUUACAUCAAAGCUGGUGGCCCUUCUGACUUAUGCCAGUUAACUAAUACCUGUGUUUUGGACUCAUUGCUAGCUGCUUUUCAUACAAGUUGCAUGAAAUAUCCAAAUAUAGACUCUCUUUUGCAUAGUAAUGACUUUUUCGCAAAAGUUAGGUCUUUGUUAAAUAAAAAAAUAUAUAUUAAGACUCGAAAUCUCUGUGUGGAAGAGCUAAAUCUUGGAAAACUUGACCUUUAUGGUAAUGUCAAGGAUUAUUUCCCACUGAUUAGUAAACUGGCAUGUGCAGAAAUUACUUAUAGGAAAAAUGCCCCGAAGGACUUGGCCAUCUACAAAGAAAUACCCAGCAUACCUAAGAUUUACGAUAAAGUAUUUGUCAUGGGUGACCCAUCUGAUCCAACUCUAAUUCUGGUUCAUUGUGAAAAUUAUAUUAAUUCCAAGAAUACUGAAUGGCCACUUUGUGUGAAUGUGAAGGAAAGGAUCUUUGCACUUCAAUUUUUGCUAAUUGGAAAGGAACAGCAUAUGACUAUGUGCUUUCAGUCUUUUGAAAACACAUGGCAUUUAUAUGAUGAUGACCCGAAAAAGCCUUCAUUUCAGCCUUUUAACUUUAAGAGUCUUAAAGAUUAUAUCAUUUGUUUGGCUGGAUAUGUCAACAUAACCCAACUGCAAGAAUAUAAGAGCAUUGCGGAGACUAGUGAAGGAUCAGAAAAACAGCUUCUCUAUCCAGGUUUAUCAAAAGAGAAAGUUGAUCCAUAUAAUAAUUUCUACCUACAACAGUCAGUAGCAGAGGUAGAAAUAGAAGAUCUGUGCUCCUACUCUGUAAGCGUUCCUGGGACUAGAGAACGGCUGGGACCACAAGCAUUUUACCCAAACUGCCCAGAGGCUCUAGCCAUAUUUAGUAACCCGACACAGCCAGUGGAAGACAUAGAAAUGCUAUCCUGCAGCAGCUCUGAUUCAGAAUAAAUAUACAUAAAUUAAUUAAAAAAAUAUUUUUAAAAAUCACUCACAAUGACCUGGCAGCAGUUUCAUUUGCAUGUUUAAGUUACCUUCUGUUCAUGUACAUUUAACGAUUUAGCUGCCUAGUUAGUUUGUUUCAUUGCUCUUGUUUGCUUCAAAUAAAA